AUGGGCUUUUGGUCUCCAAACGUCCACAACUACCCAGAUAUGGAAGCUGUACCCUUGCUGCUAAAUAACAUGAAGGCAGACCCUCCAGAGGAUUCCUUGUCUACAGACCACUUCCAAACACAGACUGAACCAGUGGACUUGUCAAUAAACAAAGCCAGGUCGUCCCCUACAGCAGCUUCAUCUUCCCCAGUCUCCAUAACAGCAUCAGCCUCCUCCCCUUCUUCUACUUCUACUUCUUCUUCUUCUUCCUCCAGUCGUCCAGCUUCAUCCCCCACAGUAAUAACGUCGGUGUCUUCGGCGGCCUCUGUACCGUCAGUAUUAACUCCAGGUCCCCUUGUGGCCUCUGCAUCUGGUGUUGGAGGUCAGCAGUUUUUGCACAUUAUCCACCCCGUACCACCUUCGAGCCCCAUGAACUUACAGUCCAACAAGAUGAGUCACGUGCACCGUAUACCAGUGGUGGUACAGUCGGUGCCUGUUGUCUACACGGCUGUGAGAUCACCCGGGAACAUGAACAACACCAUAGUAGUACCACUGUUGGAGGAUGGGAGAAGCCACGUCAAAGCACAAAUGGACCCCCGAGGCCUAUCUCCCAGACAAAUUAAAAGUGACAGUGAUGAUGACGACCUGCCAAAUGUGACCUUAGAUAGUGUUAAUGAAACUGGAUCUACAGCGCUCUCCAUAGCCAGAGCAGUACAAGAUUCCAUUUCACCGUUCAGUAUUGAGAGCACAAGACGUCAGAGAAGGUCUGAGUCUCCCGACUCCAGGAAGCGGCGCAUCCACCGGUGUGACUUUGAGGGAUGCAACAAAGUAUAUACGAAAAGUUCUCACCUGAAGGCCCACCGAAGGACACACACAGGAGAAAAACCGUACAAGUGCACGUGGGAAGGCUGCACCUGGAAGUUUGCUCGCUCCGACGAACUGACGAGGCACUACCGCAAGCACACGGGAGUGAAGCCAUUCAAGUGCGCGGACUGUGACCGCAGCUUCUCCCGCUCGGAUCACCUGGCGCUGCACCGCCGCAGGCACAUGCUGGUGUGAGAAACGCUCC
Molecule: messenger RNA, 1048 nt
Organism: Nothoprocta perdicaria
Lineage: Eukaryota; Metazoa; Chordata; Aves; Tinamiformes; Tinamidae
Gene: KLF12
Product: Kruppel like factor 12
Exons: 5
Coding region: 1-1038 (345 amino acids)
Biological process (GO): regulation of transcription by RNA polymerase II
Molecular function (GO): RNA polymerase II cis-regulatory region sequence-specific DNA binding; DNA-binding transcription factor activity, RNA polymerase II-specific
Source: RefSeq, a predicted model, not a curated record